Gambusia affinis (western mosquitofish) is the source of this 4814-nucleotide messenger RNA. It is a transcript of the gene naglu, whose product is annotated as N-acetylglucosaminidase, alpha. Bases 78 to 2369 code for a protein of 763 amino acids. The transcript is spliced from 6 exons. The record is from RefSeq and is a predicted model, not a curated record. NCBI's taxonomy places the organism in Eukaryota, Metazoa, Chordata, Actinopteri, Cyprinodontiformes, Poeciliidae.
CUGGUUGCCAGCAAAUAAAGAAAUUCAGUUGGUUUUAAACUUCUUCCAUAGUGCCUUCUUGGGAAUGUGGAUUUAAAAUGUCGUAUUCAAAGGCCUUAUAUGUGGCUCUGAUUGUCGUCUGUUUUUUUCUAACUGUAAGCUGUAGGUUUUCCACUCUGGACCAUAUUAAACCCAAAGCUAGCGACAAGGAGCAGGCGCGAGCGGUGUCCGGGCUGCUGAGGCGGCUGCUGGGGAACAGAUCCACGGAGUUCAUAGUGUCAGUCAACAGGAGCCUCUCCAAUGACAGCCUGGAUGUUUGUGAGCUCAGAUCAGCUAAAAACAAUAGGAUUGUGGCCACAGGCAGCACCGGAGUGGCCCUGGCUUCCGGGAUCUAUAACUAUCUGAAAUAUUUUUGUAACUGCCAUGUUUCCUGGUCGGGGAACCAGCUAGCAGUCCCAAAUCCUCUGCCACAGCUUACAGGCGUGCUGCGCAUCAACACCCCUCACAGAUUCCGGUAUUACCAGAACGUCUGCACCGUCAGUUACUCCUUCGUGUGGUGGGACUGGCCAAGAUGGGAGAAGGAGAUCGACUGGAUGGCUCUGAAUGGAAUCAAUCUGCCUCUGGCUUUCACUGGCCAAGAAGCUCUGUGGCAAGAGGUGUACCGAGCUCUUGGAUUGAACGAGUCGGAACUGGAAGAGUUCUUCUCUGGACCGGCGUUUCUUGCCUGGAACCGGAUGGCUAACAUGGACAAGUUUGGUGGGCCUCUGCCUCAGUCCUGGCAUGUGAACCAACUGUACCUCCAAUUUAAAAUCUUAGAGCGGAUGAGAGCUUUUGGAAUGAUACCUGUGCUGCCAGCCUUCUCAGGGAACGUCCCCAAAGGAAUUCUCAGGUUGUACCCAAAAGCCAAUGUUACCAGGCUGGGACCAUGGGCACAUUUCAACUGCAGCUUCUCAUGCUCCUACAUCCUGGAUCCAAGGGACCAGCUUUUUCUCCAGAUUGGCACUCUCUAUCUGUCUGAGGUGGUAAAGCAGUUUGGCACAGACCAUAUCUACAACACUGACACCUUCAAUGAGAUGACCCCACCUUCUUCUGACCCCACCUACCUAUCUGCAAUCAGCCGCUCUGUCUUUGCCUCAAUGACUGCCGUUGAUCCUAAUGCGAUCUGGUUGAUGCAAGGCUGGCUGUUCUUCAGCAACCAGACGUUCUGGAAGCCGCCACAGAUCCAGGCUCUACUCCACGGAGUUCCCCUGGGAAGAAUGAUUGUUCUGGAUCUGUUUGCAGAGGCUAAUCCAGUUUUCACAUACACAGAGUCUUUCUAUGGACAGCCCUUCAUCUGGUGUAUGCUGAACAACUUUGGGGGCAACAGUGGUUUUUUUGGCACAGUUGAAAGCAUCAACUCAGGGCCUUUUAAAGCCCUACACUUCCCAAACUCCACUCUGGUAGGAAUAGGCAUGACACCUGAGGGUAUUGAGCAGAAUCCUGUUAUCUAUGAGUUAAUGAGUGAACUUGCAUGGCGCAAAGAGCCAGUCAACCUUGCAAAGUGGGUGUCCCUGUAUGCAGUACGGCGCUACGGUGGCAUGAAUGAUAACCUGACAGCGGCAUGGAAGCUCCUAUUCACCAGUGUGUAUAACUGCACCAUACCAGGGUAUGUCAAUCACAAUCACAGCCCGCUCGUUCGCAGGCCCUCUUUUCGGAUGAGAACUGACCUGUGGUAUGAGCCUGCUGACCUGUUUGAAGCCUGGAGACUCUUCAUGGAAGCGGCUCCUUCUUUUAUGUCCAAAGAGACCUUCCAGUAUGAUCUAGUGGAUGUGACCCGGCAGGUCCUGCAAGUUCUGACAUCGUCUUUUUACCAGGAUAUCACAGACGCCUUUGCCAAUAAAAAAAUGCCAGAGCUGCUGACUGCGGGUGGCGUGCUGGUGUAUGACCUCCUGCCUGAACUCAACCGACUGUUGAGUAGCAACCAGAACUUCCUGUUAGGGACGUGGCUGGAGCAAGCCCAAUCCAAGGCCCUGAACGAGAGAGAGGCACAGCUUUACGACAUGAAUGCCAGAAACCAAGUCACUCUGUGGGGUCCCAGCGGCGAGAUCCUGGACUAUGCUAACAAACAGUGGGGGGGUCUUAUUGAAGACUACUACGCUCAGCGGUGGGGGUUGUUUGUCCAAACGCUGGUGGAGUGUCUGGACCGUGGACUUCCAUUCAAGCAGGAUACCUUCAACCAGGCAAUUUUUCAGGUUGAACAGGGAUUUAUUUACAAUGGCAGGAAGUACCCAACCAAACCUCAGGGAGACACUUAUGACAUCGCCCACAGAAUCUUUCUCAAGUACUACCCUCAAGCCAUGAAGAGACUACAACAAAUGGAAGAAAACUCUCCCAUCUCCCCCAUCCCAUGACUGUCCCAGUGCAUUGGCAAAUAGACACUGUCCAGAUAUAUACGGAAAUAAUCUGUUGGUAUGAUUUAUUGAAAUGAGCAGCUGAUUGGUGUGCGUGGUUUUAUUGGGAAUAACUGUUAAUUUACUCAUCACUUUUACAAAAAUACUUUUUAAAAAGGAGCAUAUUAAGGCUGCAGUAUGUAAUGUUUAUAAAGGAAAAAGGUUUUUUUAGCAUAUUUGUUAAUACUUCCCGCGGUCACAACGCUCAGGAGGAACGCGGCAAAUGUCACGGUCAGACAGCAAGAAGGGUGACCCGUCAGACCGUCAGUUCCCCAAAUCACGCAAAAACAGACUUGUAAAAGUGGGUCAGGGCUGGUGGAAGAUGAUGACCCCAUCUCUUAUGAUGACUGUUAAAGCAGGAGGCUUAAACUGUCACUGUGUUGAAACAGUUUAUUAUAAAACAGAAAAAAAAACCAUCCCAGUGCUCCUAUGGCCAACUACAGAAAUGACAAAAAAUAACUUAUCAGUCUUAGCACUGUCAAUCAUUCUUGUGUAUAUCUUGCUCAAUAUGCUACUGGUGGAGAACCAACUCAUGGUUCAACCGAGGGUUGUUCCAACACUACCAACCAGCAGUGUUGGUAUUGUCAUUACUGUUAAUAACUCCAAGUUGCACGGUGUUUCUAGUAGUCUUCUUUUAAGGUUUUUCAAUAGAUUAAUUGUGGUUUCCAUGAUUAUAUUUAAUGGAUUGCGUUGCAGUGAGUGGUGCAACAUCUUAAGCAUUGGGAUGACUUUUUAUCCAGAUGCUCUUUUUUUUCCUCAGACAGCUCCACUGUUGCUUGGUUAAAUGGAGCCAGCACACAGUGUGUGUCCUCUAUUGUUUUGUAAUCAUCUGUAGUUAGCUGAGGUGUAUCAGGGAUGCCAACACUGACUCCUUCUGUUCCACCAUGCUUUCCAGUAUUAAAUAUCUGUUGUUCCAUCUAGUUGACACCUCAUUCAUUAAUUUCUUCACUGGUCCUCUCAUCUGUAGCUGGACUUGUCAGCUUCUCUUUGGCUGUAGUACUGGUUCUGAAGUAUGUUACCUUUUAUUUCUGAUCUCUGUGAGUAUCUCAGUUUGGUCACAUGAUUUUCGAACUGUUAAAUUUAGCAAUGGGCAAUGCAAACUGUGUGCCUGGUUUGGAACUUUCUGACACACGCAUCCAUGUUUGCAGCUGCAUCUGUGACCAGACAAUACAAACUACAAACCAUCUUUACAGUGAAACACUUUUGUGUAACUGUUGUACAGGAACUGUCGGUCACGUAGUUUUCCUUAAAGUGAUCCGACCUCCAACUCGGGGUUUCAUCUUGAUUUCUCGAUGCAUGCGCCGAGGUUUCUGUGUCACCACAGGAAAGCUGAGCUGUCGUGAAGCUCUGCAUUCAAGAAGCUGUAGCAUAGCAGAGAGCAAAGGAAAGGGUCUGAGCAGCACAUACAUCAGGUUGAGUGAAAACACUAAGGACCCGCCUCCUGGCUCUCAUUGGCUGUUUCCGACAGAACUGUGUAGAUGGCUCUAGGGCCAUAGGAAGCAGCAGAGGAACUUGAUUUUUUUUUUCUUUUUCACAGAUUACAUGCAUACUGCAGCUUUAAUAGUUAAUGUGGUUGAAAAUGUGAAGGGUGUGUUGUUCAAAUUAUUUAGUGGGGUUUUGAUUAGGGUGUACAUUCACUGUUUGAGAUGAAAGUCAACUCUAUGCUUUAUGUGUUCCUGAUCAUUCCACUUCCUUUAAAUAGUGCCUGCUUACGACAAAAUCCAUCUCAGGGGACCAUACAGUAAGACAAACCGGUUCAGUACAAUCCAUACAUCACACCAGGUGUCAGAAUGUUUUUUAGUGUCACAGCCAGAGCGUGUUUCUGUCCAAACAUCUGGCUUCCUGCUCCUAUUGCUCUGUUUUCUAAAGUGAAUAGUUAAUAAUAAACAAUUACAUCUAGAACAAGUUUUAGAAGAAACUGUGAUAAUUUAGUGCCAAUAAUCCAGGCGAAUUGCCUUAUUUCAAGAAAUGUUUAUUUCAAAAUAUUUUUUCUUCUGGCAUUUUUCUGUAGUUAAUGGAUUCAUCUUCUCCAGCUCUUAGGAAGGGAGUUAAUAUUAACAUAUUUGCGGAACGUUUAAAUUGAAAACACUGCAGCCUAGUGCAGAUUAGCUAUGAAAUGUUUCACUUUAACUGCAAGAGAAAAAAAGUAAUUUUUUUCUUUAUUUGUGCUUGACCGGUCGCAUCCUCAACAGAAUCCCACGUUAGCCAUGGCUAACUCUCCCUGUCAGCCCCAGUUAGCUGGUUUAUCCCUCAACUCUUCACAUGGUGCAGGAGCCUCAGCCAUGACUUUGUUCUGUUUAUUAAUAGUUAGAAAGAAGUUUUAUUAAUUUUUUGAAUGACUUUCCAUUCAAGUCAAAAUGAUAUUUUCUAUGAUUACAUUGCAUAAUAAAAUAUUUUGAAGAUAGA